AACGCGCCUGGUAGAAGCAUUACUUGCUUGCACUGCUAACAGUUGUUCCAUUGGAAAAGAACAGAAACGAGCCAUGGCAUCGACAAAGUACGUGAUCAUCGUAAUUAUGAUGCUGGGAGUAGCAUACCAAGCUUUAGGAGUAGCUGAAGAGUCUAACAGAAAUCUUGUAGGUCCAAACUUCCCGUACGGCAGAGGACUGAAUAACGAAUUGCAACUUGCUAGACUGCUACUUCUGCCACAAUGGCUCUGUCAUCCUAAACGCAAUUCUGAGCUAAUAAACUCGCUGCUGGGUCUACCGAAAAACAUGAACAUCGCUGGAAAAUAAAUGCUGCUGGAUAACUAUUUUAUGAACAGUAAUAUAUUUCAUAAAAUUCAGUGGUAAUUAAAUUGCGUUUUAUUUAUCAUGUAAACUCCAAAAAUCUUUGGAGCUUAAUAAAAGGUUAUCAGUAAUAAAUAAAUGUAAAAGAGUA
Molecule: messenger RNA, 470 nt
Organism: Osmia bicornis bicornis
Lineage: Eukaryota; Metazoa; Arthropoda; Insecta; Hymenoptera; Megachilidae
Gene: Pdf
Product: pigment-dispersing hormone peptides
Exons: 3
Coding region: 74-325 (83 amino acids)
Biological process (GO): response to light stimulus
Cellular component (GO): extracellular region
Molecular function (GO): hormone activity
Source: RefSeq, a predicted model, not a curated record